ACUCUUUCAAGUUCCCAACCCUACACACGCCCAUACAAAAAUUUGCUAUUUUGACGGGAAAAAACGUGUUGUGAACCGAUCAUGUGAUGGGAAAUUUUCAUCAUGUGACAAGCAUUGUAUGAUUAUUUUACAUCAAGCUGUAAACCGGCGGGUCACUUAAACUCUCGUCGUUUAUCGUCGGCUGCAUUCUAAGACUCGAAGCUCUCAAGUUAGGACUCUGAGAUAUAGUUCAGCAGUUUAUUCAGUAGUUACUAGUACACAAGCAGUUUUGCGCCCAAGAGCAUAAGGAAAAACAAUAUGUGGAAGUUAGCUGCGUUCUUGUCUCUUGUGUUUGGUAUUGCCUCUUGUCGUUCCCAAUUCGAUUUCGUCAAUGGACGUUUUGAAGAUUUGUCACAGCGCAUGGAAAAGUUUCAAGAUACUGCAGGCAAAAAAUGGGUUCUGCUCAUAGCAGGGUCAAGAUUUUAUUAUAAUUACAGACACCAGGCAGACGUCUGUCAUGCAUAUCAGAUUGUUCACAAACAUGGAAUUCCAGAUGAACAGAUUGUAGUUAUGAUGUAUGACGAUAUCGCAAAUUCUUUAGAAAAUCCCAACAAAGGUGAAAUCAUCAAUCAUCCAGAUGGACCAAAUGUCUAUGAAGGUGUUCCCAAGGAUUAUACUGGCGAUGAUGUUACACCUGAAAAUUUCAUUAGUGUAUUGACUGGGAAGAAAAACAUGAUGAAAGGGAUUGGAAGUGGAAAAGUAAUUGAUAGUGGUCCCAAUGAUCAUGUUUUUGUAUUUUUCUCUGAUCAUGGUGCACCUGGACUAAUCGCUUUUCCAAGUGACAGACUCUACAAGGCAGAUUUGGCAAAUGCAAUCACCUACAUGCACACAAACAAGAGGUAUCAACAGCUUGUGUUUUACAUCGAGGCAUGUGAGAGUGGUUCCAUGUUUUAUAACAAUUUAGCGGACAACAUCAAUGUUUAUGCAACGACUGCUGCAAAUCGUUCACAAUCUUCAUUUGCUUGUUAUUUUGAUGAUAAACGACAAACCUAUCUCGGUGAUCGUUAUUCUGUAUCUUGGUUGGAAGACUCUGACCAGGAAAACCUAGCAGUGGAAAGUUUACAUAAACAAUAUGAAAUCACCAAAGCAGCCACCAAUCAGAGCAUGGUAAUGCAAUUCGGAGAUGUGGGUCUUAGUAAAGAACCAGUUUCCUUCUUUCAAGGUGCAAAGUCAACUGAACCCACUAAACCUCUUCGUCAGAUUUAUGACGAUGUACCUGCUCCUGAUGUAAAAAUUCACAUAUUAAACAAGAAAAUUGAAUCUGCGACAUCUGUUGAGGAAGAGAACAAACUGAGAGGAGAACUCAAUGAAGAAUAUGAGAUGCGCAAUACUGUUGGCAAAGUAUUCAAGAAUAUUGCACUGAAGGCAACUAAUGGAAGAAACAGCCUUGCUGGUUUGGUACUCUAUGCAACUCCAACCCUGGACAACAUGUCUUGUUACAAAGAUGCGGUUGAAUGGUUCGACAGAGUAUGCUUUGAUUUGGACAGUGGCAACUAUGACUUUGCUUACCGCAAGCUUUACGUUCUUGGGAAUUUGUGUGAUGCUGGAAUCCCCACUCAACAAAUAUUGAAAACCAUCAGCUCUUUAUGCAAGUGAUUAUUUUCAAAUACUGAGAUACGACUGACGGAAAUUCAUUUGAAGAUAUUUACUUCUUUCUUUUCAUUUAUUGAUUUGUCAUGCCUUGUUAUUUUUUCAGUAUUACUUACAUUUAUGUCACCAUUCUGCCGAUUUCUGUGAUUUAUUUUCAUCUGUCACAUUGUUUGUUAGCCAGUCAGAAAUUGCUCUUGGUAAAUAUAACCCAGCGAUAUUUGUGAUUAAGUGAGGAUAGUGAAUUUUACCUCAAACUUUAAAAACAAAUGCUAUUUCCUUUGUAUUGAUUAAACUAUGUUUUUGAGUAGUGUUAAUGUUAUCAUUAUACACACAAUUACUACAACAAUAUAUUUAAAAAACACAAAUAAUAGUACAGUACACUGUUUUAAUGAUGAUAGUACUUUUUCAAGUGUCGUACUUGCUACAAGUGAACAAAUUUUUACUAGUCUUUAUAAUGCCAGCCGAUAUUUAUGAAAAAGCAGCACAUGUGUUCAUCUUCUAAAACGCUAGCCAAGAUUUUUUUUUGCAAUUGAUAGAGCUAACAUUUGCUCUUUUCAGACACUUGAUUCUGUUGGUAACUUUCUGUGAUUCUGCAAUAUGCAUACUAACCAUUGUAUCAAAUGAGUUUAAAGCCUCCAAACUUAAAACUUUUUUGAUAUUAGAAAAUAUAUUCCAUUGAAGCAGUUCUCAUAUUUUUGUUGUCUGACAUUGUGUUUUGUUUCACAAUCACAUGCAAUACUUUUCAUCUCUUUGUAAAUUUCCCUACAGCAAAUUCGUUCAUGUUGAAAUAUAAAAAUGACCUCGUAUUCUUUCGUCCUUCAAAAUGAA
Molecule: messenger RNA, 2457 nt
Organism: Styela clava
Lineage: Eukaryota; Metazoa; Chordata; Ascidiacea; Stolidobranchia; Styelidae
Product: legumain-like
Biological process (GO): vacuolar protein processing
Molecular function (GO): cysteine-type endopeptidase activity
Source: RefSeq, a predicted model, not a curated record